CUGUUAGUAAAUCCUAGCUUUGUGACAGUGCCUUGGUGGAGCUCCAGCCGUACCCAAUUCGAUCAGCGUUAGAAGAAAGAGAAGAAGAAGAGAAGAGAAGAAAGUGAUGCCGAAGAGAACAACACACACGUACUCGAGCGAGGACGCAGCUCCAGAUGGACCUGACUCUGAUCUCUUCGUCUACUACUGCAAGCACUGUGGAUCUCACCUCCUCAUAACUGAUACCCAGUUGCAGAAAAUGCCCAAAAGGAAGACUGACAAAGCUUAUGUGUUGGACAAGAGCAAACAUCUUGCAAGGCUUAACAUUGCUGAGGCUGGAAAAGUUGUAUUGAAAAGGGGUGAGGGGAAAAUGGAGAAGCAAUUUCGUAUGAACUGUGUGGGUUGUGGACUCUUUGUUUUCUAUCGCUCAGAAGAAGAUCUGGAAGGUGCUUCUUUCAUCUAUGUUGUUGAUGGUGCUCUAAGCACGGUUGCUGCUGAAACCAACCCACAGGAUGCUCCUGUGCCACCCUGCAUUUCAAACCUAGAUGGAGGACUUGUUCAAGUGGCUAUAGAAGUGGAAGACCGUGCACAACGGUCAGCCAUCACAAGAGUGAAUGCUGAUGAUGUUAGAGUUACUGUGGCUGCACCUGCAGCUCGGGGAGAAGCAAACAAUGAACUCUUGGAGUUCAUGGGCAAAGUGUUGGGUCUGAGACUAAGCCAGAUGACUCUUCAGAGAGGGUGGAAUAAUAAAUCGAAACUCCUUGUGGUGGAGGAUUUGUCUGCUAGGCAAGUAUAUGAGAAACUUCUGGAGGCUGUUCAACCUUGAGGCUGUACAAUUUACAUGUCAAUUGUAAUGAAUGAUAAGAUCCAUUCAACUUGUAUGUUUACCCUGGACAUCGUGGACUUCAAAUUAUUCUUCUGUUAGUUGUGUUUCGUUGUAAUGCAAUGUUGCAAUGCAAAAAAUUCAAUUGUACAA
Messenger RNA from Prunus avium (sweet cherry), 955 nucleotides. Its product is annotated as UPF0235 protein At5g63440. The record is from RefSeq and is a predicted model, not a curated record. Lineage: Eukaryota; Viridiplantae; Streptophyta; Magnoliopsida; Rosales; Rosaceae.